AUGGCGGCCCUGUGUCGGCUCCUAGAGUGUCUCCUCUGGCCGGAUCGCAAGGAAGAACGGGCCGAGAAGGAGGAGGAGGCGGGGCUCGGAGUCCCCGACGGGCCCCACUAUCUCCUGGCUGCACCGCGAUGCACCCAGAGGCCACACGGGGGUGGCGCAGCCUCGGGGAGCCUGCGUUUCGGGGCUAGCGCCGCGCAGGGCUGGCGCGCGCGCAUGGAGGACGCGCACUGCGCUUGGCCCGCGUUACCCGGGCUGCCCCCGGGCUGGGCUUUCUUCGCGGUGCUCGACGGCCACGGCGGGGCGCGAGCCGCCCACUUCGGCGCGCGCCACCUCCCUGGCCACGUGCUCAAGGAGCUGGGCUCGGCGCCCUCCGAGCCCGAGGGUGUGCGGGGGGCGCUGCGCCGAGCUUUCCUGAACGCCGACGAGCGCCUGCGUGCUCUCUGGCCGCGUGGCGAAGCCGGUGGCUCCACAGCGGUGGCGUUGCUCGUCUCCCCGAGCUUUCUGUACCUGGCUCACUGUGGAGACUCCCGUGCAGUGCUGAGUCGCGCCGGCGCCGUAGCCUUCAGCACCGAGGACCACCGGCCUCUCCGGCCGCGGGAACGCGAGCGCAUCUACGACGCGGGUGGCACCAUCUGCCGCCGGCGCGUCGAAGGCUCCCUGGCCGUGUCACGAGCUCUGGGCGACUUUGCCUACAAGCAGGCUCCAGGGAGGCCCCCUGAGCUGCAGCUGGUUUCUGCGGAACCUGAGGUGGCUGCGCUAGCUCGCCGGGGUGAGGACGAGUUCAUCCUCCUGGCCUCUGACGGCGUGUGGGACGCGAUGUCUACAGCUGCCCUGGCAGGACUGGUGGCAUCGCGCCUCCGUCUAGGCCUGGCCCCGGAGCUUCUCUGCGCGCAGCUGUUGGACACGUGUCUGUGCAAGGGUAGCCUGGACAACAUGACCUGCAUCGUGGUCUGCUUCCCAGGGGCCCCCAGGCCUUGUGAGGAGGCCAUCAGGAGGGAGCUAGCGCUGGAUGCAGCCCUGGGCCAGAGAGUUGCUGAGCUGUGUGCCUCUACUCAGGAGCUCCUCAGCCUAAACACAGUCUUCAGGACUCUGGCCUCUGAGGACAUCCCAGAUUUACCUCCUGGGGGAGGCCUACACUGCAAGGCUGCUGUCAUCGCUGAAGCUUAUUCUCGGCUCCACCAAGCCUCAGAAGAGUGUUGUAAGAAGGUGCAGGGUGGGGCUGGGGAGCCCCCAGUUCUUACUUGAACUCUGCCUUGGACUUGGAAGCCUGACUGUUGUUCAUUGGGACCUGGCUGUCAGCUCAAAGGGGGCCAAGAGACCAAACAAGAAAAUUACCCCCUUCCUACCUCCAUGGACCAGCAGAAGAAAGACAAGCCCGUGGAGAAACCCCACAAUACUCUUUUUCCCUUUCUCUUACUUCCUCCUCACAGAAAAGACUUAGGAGAGGGAAAUUCCACACCAUCCAGACCCCCCAAAAAAAAAAAAAC
Molecule: messenger RNA, 1487 nt
Organism: Octodon degus (degu)
Lineage: Eukaryota; Metazoa; Chordata; Mammalia; Rodentia; Octodontidae
Gene: Ppm1n
Product: protein phosphatase, Mg2+/Mn2+ dependent 1N (putative)
Exons: 5
Coding region: 1-1245 (414 amino acids)
Biological process (GO): protein dephosphorylation
Molecular function (GO): magnesium ion binding; manganese ion binding; protein serine/threonine phosphatase activity
Source: RefSeq, a predicted model, not a curated record